GGUACUUAAACCCAUGUGAGUCCUCUAAUCUGACCGAAGGGCCUCAGUGCAACUUCAAUAUUUCCUUAUCCUGCUCCGUAGUACCUAAACCAUGAAGAACCAACCGUUACUAAGCAAGCCGUUUCUGACUUCUCUAUUCCUCGGAAUAGGUGACUUUCUCUAUGGCUACGAUUCGGGAAUCAUUACGCCGAGUUUGGCACUGAAGUCCUUCCUGGUUUACUUCGGGCAGCCCGAUGCUGCCACCCGCGGAGCAAUCGUCUCAGUUUACCAAGCUGGAGCAUGGCUUGGCAGUGCUUCGGUUGGUUAUACCAGCGAUAGGUUUGGCCGACGCAAGGCCAUAGCGUUCGGAUGCAUCUGGGGUACGCUCGGUUCGGCGCUCAUGGCCGGAGCUGCCCACGUCGCUAUGCUCAUUAUGGGCCGCCUCUUAGUCGGGUACGCUGUUGGAACAGUUACAGGCGUGGCUCCCGUUUUCGGUGCCGAAAUUGCAAAGACACACGAACGCGCGAAGAUCACAGCAGCUAAUCAGAUGAUGGUUGCUUGGGGAUUUUUCGUCGCAUUAUGGACCGGAGUUGGCGAAGGCAAAUGGAACAACCCUAACCAAUGGAGACUAGGAUUUGCUAUCCAAGGCGUCCCGGCUGUUCUACUUGGCCUCGGAGUUUUAUUCAUCGGCGAAUCUCCAAGAUGGCUAUGCUUGAAGGGCCGCCACGAGGAAGCAAAGGAAGCAUUCCGUAACUACCACUACGACGGGUCUAACGAUACGUGGGUUGACACCGAGUUCACUAUUAUCCAAGUAAAUAUCGAAGAGGAGAGGAAGGCCCAAGGUCGCCUGUCAUGGGCGGAUCUUUUGAAGACUCCGGCAUUCCGAAAGCGCCUUUUCGUGGGAUCGUUUGUAUGGGCGGCUGCUAUGUUAUCGGGCAUAUCAUUCGUCCAGUACUACCAAACAGCCAUAUACGCAACUCUCCAGUUUGAUCAGAAUGAGCAGCUUCUCGUCAGUGGCCUCUACGGAACUGUAGCGCCCGUGGCUUGCCUUGCGUCUCUCUUCUUCGUCGAUCGAAUUGGCCGGAAGAAGAUAUUGAUAACGAGCUCUGCUCUCCUCUCCCUUUGCUACAUGAUAAUUACUAUCCUCGCCGCAGUCUACCCGGCACGCCCCGGUUUACCCACUAACGUUUCGGCGCAAAGGGGUCUCAUUGCUUGCAUCUUUGCUGUUUCGGCAAACUACUCGGCUCUCCUUGGUCCGAUGACCUGGAUUAUUCCUCCUGAGGUUUUCACUACGGAGCUACGAGCCAAGGCGAACGCUUUGGUCCAGGUUAUCCACUACUCUAUUAGUCUAAUUAUCACGCAGUGCUCGCCUAUAGCACUCGCGGCGGUUGGAUGGAAAUACUAUAUCCUAUUCAUCCUUACCAAUGUACUCUGCGCUCUCGUGUUUGCCUUUGCGUAUCCCGAGACAAAAGGAAAAUCGUUGGAAGAGAUUGACGAAAUCUUUGGAGAUGUAAAAGUGUUUUACAGUGGUAGUGCCAAGUUGGCUAAUGACGAGGAGAUUGCCGUCGAAACUUUGGAAGUUAUCGACAAAAAGAAUUAGUCGUCUUGAAUUCAAAGCAUACCUGGUA
Daldinia vernicosa is the source of this 1607-nucleotide messenger RNA. RefSeq names its product general substrate transporter. The transcript has 9 exons. Bases 92 to 1579 code for a protein of 495 amino acids. The record is from RefSeq and is a predicted model, not a curated record. Gene Ontology annotation, biological process: transmembrane transport; carbohydrate transport. Lineage: Eukaryota; Fungi; Ascomycota; Sordariomycetes; Xylariales; Hypoxylaceae. Gene Ontology annotation, cellular component: membrane. Gene Ontology annotation, molecular function: carbohydrate:proton symporter activity.